AUGUCCUCCGAAUUGGUCGCCGAUCAUUUAUCAAUUCAUGUUGUUCCAUUAAAUAAAUCGCCCGGCAAAUCAACCCCAACAUCGGUGAGCCCAGCUUCUAUUGAGUCGCCUAAACCACCGAAAAAGACUUCGGAAGUCACACCCCGUAUAAAACGGCCAAUGAACGCAUUCAUGGUCUGGUCACAAAUUCGGCGACAAGAAAUUUCUUCAACUGGCGGAAAAUUUCAUAACUCUGAUAUUUCUAAAAUGUUGGGAGCCGAAUGGCGAAAAAUGGCUGAUGAAGAAAAGCUUCCGUUUGUUCAAAAAGCUCGAGAACUACGUGAGGAGCAUUUCCGCGAGCAUCCCGAUUAUGUAUACCGACCACGACGAAGAAAGCGAGCUGUGAAAACUGCAAGCACCGAAUCGACAAACAGUUCAACCGACGAGUUUCCAGUGGAUGCUUCAAACUUACUUCCAUCGCUUCUACUUAAUCAAAUAAUUUAUCAGCAUCUGAUUAAUCAGUUGAGUCAGCAACAGCAGCAACCAACGACGGUACCGCAGAAUGUUACGACGAAUACCAAUGUUCCCACUAAUCAACAACCAUCCCUCUCCCUUUAA
Messenger RNA from Caenorhabditis bovis, 597 nucleotides. NCBI's taxonomy places the organism in Eukaryota, Metazoa, Nematoda, Chromadorea, Rhabditida, Rhabditidae. The record is from the annotation of a GenBank genome assembly.